Messenger RNA from Elaeis guineensis (African oil palm), 1560 nucleotides. Its product is annotated as malonyl-coenzyme A:anthocyanin 3-O-glucoside-6''-O-malonyltransferase-like. Lineage: Eukaryota; Viridiplantae; Streptophyta; Magnoliopsida; Arecales; Arecaceae. The record is from RefSeq and is a predicted model, not a curated record.
AGGUAUCAUUGCUUCCAGGACCACCUAAAACAAACAUUUUGCCCCUUACCUCCGUGAAGAAGUCCCUUGCCGACCUCCUCCAGGACUCCCUCGUCCCGACGUCUCCAAGGAUGCCUUGCGUCCGAAUCCUUAACGCGUCCCGCGUCCCUCUCCCUCCAGGUCCUUCUCCUCCUCCGGGGGACACCGUGCGGCUCUCCUUCUUUGAUACCUUAUGGGUCGUCGUCCCCCCGAUCCAACGGCUCUUCCUCUACCCCGACGCCGCCCUCCCCUACGCCUCCAUCGUCGACUCCCUUAAGUCCUCCCUCUCCCGAACCCUCCCCCUCUUCCACCCCUUCGCCGGUAACCUCACCUACCUCCCCGCCUACGGCGACGCCGUCAUCGACUGCUCCACCUCCGCCGCCCCCGCCGUCUCCUUCCUCGAGGCCGAGUCGGACCUCGACAUCCGCCGCCUCGCCGAGGACGAGACCCACGACCUUGAGUCUUUCCUCCAGCUCGUACCGGACCUCGGCGGCGUCCGUGAGCUGCCGGCCCCGGUGCUCGCAGUCCAGGUGACGGAGUUCGCCGGCGGAGGGGUGGCGGUUGGGCUGGCCGUCCACCACGCGGUGACGGACGGGAAGGGGAUCUGGCGAUUCGUUGAGUCGUGGGCAGCGGCGUGCAGAGGGCGUGGGGAUCCGCCGGGUCCCACGCCGCUGCAUGAUCGAGCCAUUAUAAGACACCGGACCGGCGACGACAUCGCCCGGCUGCUCUUGAGACGGAUGGCGCCCGCGCUGCCCAAGAUUGCGGGCCCAAUUGUUUCUUUUCUCGAAGACCGCUUCCAUCACAGGCGAAGGACGUUCACCCUCGCCCCCGCUUUCAUCCAAUCCCUGAAGCAACGAGCCGUCCCUCAAAGCACAGACGUCAGCCACUGCCCCAUCACGACCCCUUCCACCUUCGUGGCCAUCUCCGCCCACGCCUGGCUCUGCAUCGCGCGCGCCAAAGCCCUCGCCGGCGACGCGGCCACCACCCUCGGCUUGGCUGCCGACUGCCGCGCGCGCCUCGACCCCCCCCUCGACGAGGCCUACGCCGGGAACUGCAUCCGCGGGUGCUUCGCGCAGGCCACGGCGUCGGAGCUCUUGGCGCCCGGCGGGCUCGCUUUGGCGUGCGAGAGGAUCCGGCUGGCUGUCCGGGCGGGCGUGGGGGAGCCGCUGAGGGAGUACGAGGAGUCGGUGGAGGAGUACAAGAGGAUGCCGCGGGCGAGUUCGGUGAUCGUGGUGGGCUCGCCGAGGUUCCGGGUUUACGAGACGGACUUCGGGUGGGGGAGGCCGGCGAGGGUGGAGCUGGUGUCGAUGAACCACGACGGGGAGGUGGUGCUGGUCGCUGGCAGGGAGGAGGGGGAGGUGCAGGCGUCGGUGGCGCUCUCGGCGCGACCGAUGGACUCGUUCUCCAAGUUGUUUGUGGGUGGGUUCGAUGGAUAGGCUGGGUGGGGAGGGAAUGGAACUACAACGUCGCAAGUGAAAAUAGCCAUCAGAUGUAGAACGGUCUUUGAUCCAUGGCGACAACCUAUCUAAAUUAUUUUUACUA